This is a messenger RNA of Drosophila willistoni, 2627 nucleotides long. RefSeq names its product mediator of RNA polymerase II transcription subunit 16 (gene MED16). Gene Ontology annotation, biological process: positive regulation of DNA-templated transcription. The coding region runs from base 49 to 2547 and encodes 832 amino acids. Gene Ontology annotation, molecular function: protein binding. The transcript has a single exon. Gene Ontology annotation, cellular component: mediator complex. The record is from RefSeq and is a predicted model, not a curated record. Lineage: Eukaryota; Metazoa; Arthropoda; Insecta; Diptera; Drosophilidae.
AAACAAAAAUAUCUAAAUGUAAGCCGAGCAAAGCAAAACAAAGUGAAAAUGACUAUUUUAUAUAAAGUUGAGAGCAAGGAAUUCAGCAAGGACAGCGUGUACCCGCACAAAGUUGUCCUGUGCUCAGUAUCGCCCAGGAAUAUUGUUGCUUUCAGCGUUCUCCAAAGUGUGGGUGUAGCUAACACAGACGCCGCACUAGGUGAUUCCGAGGACUCAACAACGGGAACUAGCACAGGCAACAGCCAUGUCUACGUAUGCGACAUAGUCACACCAUGGGAACACUUUAAAGUUUGCUCCUCCAGGUCCCUGAUCUCUGUGCUAGAAUGGAGCCCCAAUGGAGAGCAAUUGCUGCUGGGCUUCAUGGGCGGACGCUUGGAGAUUUGGCAGCCACGCAAUCAGAAUAUCAAUCUUUGGCAAUUGCAGUUUUAUGCCAUUUUGCCCAGCGAGGACAUCAUUGCGGCGAAAUUCUUUCACAAUGCCAAGGAAUUUCUAUUUAAUCCACAAAAGAAAGAUCACACUUAUUAUACGGAUAAGUUUGAACGAUUGGAGCAGAGGCCCACGCUUUGUGGCUUUGGUGGAGUGGCUGGCGAAGGAGGCAUCAUGCUAACAUCGUCUGGAUUGCUAGCCGCCUUUACUCUGCCCAUCGUUCAGGCAGGGAAUGACAGUUCGUUUGGGAUAACACCGGCUGAAAAGUUGCCCCUCAUCACCCACAGCUUGGGCAUCUCGAGAAGCUACAUAGAACACUGCACCAUGCAGCACAGGCUAGCUGGUGGACUCCAUGUGGCCUUUACUUGCGGCUGGCAACAGCAGCUCGUACAAUGCUAUCACAUUCUUCUCUCCCUGGACGGUGAUCUUGGCCUCGAACAACAUCUGGCACUGAAAUCCGAAUCGCAGGCCUGCAUUUUCCUUAAUCCUCUCGAAGGCAAGCAGAUCCGUAGUCUGAAACGUGCGCGUAUAGCUCAAGAGGAGAUAAUCUUCAUUGUCUACGAUUGCCCGGACGGAGGUGGCCUGAUUGAACAAUGGUCAUUGACCCAUCGCCAGCAUACAGUCCAUGCUUUGCUCCAACAGGGUGGAGGACCAGGUAAACCGAAUGAUUUCGUUCACACCGAGAGUUGGGAACAAAAGGCCAAGAUACAUUUAAAUGCCCGUGUCGCUGAUCUCUGUGUUAGCCGUCUCAUAACCAACUCCCUGGAGUGUUCACAAGUCUACGCCAUACUCCAGGAUAGCACGGUGCAUAUCCUGGAGGCGAAUACACUGAAGCAACUCAGUUUAACGCAAUUCGAUCGUCCUGUGGAAUCUUCCAGCGAAGUGAAAUUUACCAGUGGCGAUCUCACUCCAACCAGCCAAAUGCUCCUAAUCUUCGAUAGCCAUGCUCAACUGCAUGCCAUGCAGACGCCUCUACUGAAGCAGGGAGGAGCUGGUUUCCUAUUGCUUCUGCUGGAGUAUUGCAUCAUAUCGGGCUUGGAUGCCAGCGAUGUUCUCCUUCUGAAUCAUUCGGCUGGUGUCAAUCUUUUGGAUAGUUUGGUAGAGAAACUCACGGACAAUUUCACCCGGCAACCAUCGUAUGUGAGGCACUUUUACUAUGCCAAUUUCCUGGCCCUCAAGAGUCACUUGUGUCGGGUGCAACAGCAGCAGCAACAGCAACAACAAACCCAGCAACCUGGUCAGGAGCAGGAAUUCAAUAAUCUUAUCAUACUCCAUGCCAUAUCGACCACAUUCAAGAGUCUGUUGCGUCCCUCCGAUUUAGGCUGCCAAGACAAAGGACCAGCUGAUAAUUUGGCCAUGAAAUUGGCCGAAUCUAUACCGGAUGUGGAUACCGUAAUGCUGAAUCUCGAUGCCAAGGAUUUCACGGUGGAGCCCAUGAUGCUCCAGAGUCUACAGCAGCUUAUUCAAUGGGUUACCGACCUGGCCCUCAAUAUGCUGCAUCGCCUGCCCGAGGAAGUGAUGAAGUGUAAACUCUCCGGAAAGCGUCCCAGUUAUGAUAUCAGCCGAGAUAUUGUAGCUAUCGGAAGUUUGAGAGAGCUUCUGGUCAUGAUACGCAUCUGGGGAUUACUGAAAACCGAAUGCCUGCCCAUCUACACCAAAACCAUGGAUAACAUUGAUGUCCUGGCCGUUCUCUUUCGCUUGCUGACCCGCCUGGCCCAGAACACCGCCGAACCGGAUGAUAUGCUUCUGGAUGAGUGCAGUCUGUUAUCCAAGCAGUUAUUAAUUCCACAAAAUAUUAAAUUUACACCCACCACUCUGUUGAGUGCUCAGGGAUUGGCUGCCUUGAGAGCUUCCAGUCAUCCGUUGAUGUUCUCGUCUCUGGUGGAGCCGGCCAGCCUGCAGGACAUUGAAAUGGAAGAAGUUGUCUUUGCCAGAUCCAUUAAAGAUGGCGUGAGUAACCUUCAGUUGGGCUCCCAUCCCAACACCAUCAGACGCUGUGCCCGUUGUGGUUUCGUCUUUGUCAACAGCGCCAGCAAAGUGGCCAAGACAUCCGCCCUGAAGGCCUGGUUUAACAAAUGGCUGCAUUGCCAUUGUGGAGGCUUCUGGAAGCAAAUUAAUUAAAUCCGUUCACACUUACCAUCUACAGUAUUCUUAAGUUUAUAUGUAAUAAAGAAGACAAAAAACUUGAUAUAUUUAAUUAA